Molecule: messenger RNA, 3146 nt
Organism: Austrofundulus limnaeus
Lineage: Eukaryota; Metazoa; Chordata; Actinopteri; Cyprinodontiformes; Rivulidae
Gene: lmnb1
Product: lamin B1
Biological process (GO): protein localization to nuclear envelope; nuclear envelope organization; heterochromatin formation
Cellular component (GO): nuclear envelope; nuclear lamina
Molecular function (GO): structural constituent of cytoskeleton
Source: RefSeq, a predicted model, not a curated record
UUCAUUCGGUUAAGUAGGGGCAGGAUAUAAUUCCUGGACUGGUUCCUAAAGUACGGGCUGCCGCCGAACACUUGGAGCAGAAGACGAUACACUUUUACAAGCAUUCUAUUUGUUUGUUUGCUAAGUCCAAUUAGCUUCUCUUCCAGUACACAAUGGCGUCUGUGGCUGCAACUCCUACCGGCCAGAGAGGCACGUGCGGCGGCAGCAGCACACCGCUGAGCCCGACCAGGAUAACCAGACUACAAGAGAAACAACAGCUGCGGGACCUCAAUGAUCGCUUGGCCGUUUACAUCGACAAAGUGCGCAGUUUGGAGUCUGAAAACGCCGUGCUGCAUCUGCAGAUCAGCGAGAAGGAAGAAGUGAGGAGCCGGGAGCUGAGCGGAGUGAAAACGCUGUAUGAGACGGAGUUAGCCGACGCCAGGAGGUCUCUGGACGACUCCUCCAAGGAGCGGGCCUGGCUGCAGAUUGAGCUGGGAAAGAUCAAAUCCGAGCAUGAGCAGCUCCAGCAAAACUAUAACAAGAAGGACACUGAAGCAGCAGCAGCCCAGGCCAGACUGAAGGACUUGGAGGCUCAGCUAAACUCCAAAGAAGCCACAUUAGCUACAGCGCUGUCUGAGAAGAGAGGCCUUGAAGCAACACUGGCUGAACUGCAAGAACAGCUUCAGGAUUUAGAAACAGGUCUUGCUCAAGCCAAGAAGCAGCUUGCAGACGAGAUGCUUUUGCGUAUUGACUUGGAAAACCGCUGUCAAAGUCUGACAGAGGAACUGGACUUCCGAAAGAGCAUGCACGCAGAGGAAGUGAAGGAGGCCCGGCAUCGCUACGAAACCCGACUGGUGGAGGUGGAUUCUGGACGGAAGGAAGAGUACGAAUAUAAACUGACACAGGCACUGGUUGACAUGAGGACUCAGAAUGAGGAGCAGAUCAAGAUCUAUAAGGACAACUUGGAGAGCACCUAUAAAACCAAACUGGAAGACUUGCAACGUUUAUCUGAGAUGAACGGAGCGUCGGCCAACAUGGCCCGAGAGGAUCUCAGAGCGUCUGCCCUGAGGAUUGAGAGCCUCACUGCCCAGCUGACAGGAUUACAGAAGGAGACUCGUGGGUGGAGAGAUCGUAUUGCAGAGCUUGAGGCAGCUUUGGUGCAGGAGAAAGACACGAGCCGCAAACUGCUAGCAGACAAAGACCGGGAGGUGGCCGAGAUUCAAGCCAAGAUGCAGCACCAGCUGAACGAGUACGAGCAGCUGCUGGAUGUGAAACUGGCCUUGGACAUGGAGAUCAAUGCUUACCGUAAACUCCUGGAGGGAGAGGAAGAACGACUGAAACUGUCUCCGAGUCCUUCAUCUCGUGUCACAGUGUCUCGAGCCUCGUCCAGCAGUCGCAGCAUUCGGACUUCUCAUGGGAAGAGGAAGCGUGUUGAUGUAGAGGAGCAGGAGGCCAGUAGCUCAGUGUCAAUCGCUCACUCUGCCUCAGCCACAGGACCUAUCUGUAUUGAUGAGAUUGACACCGACGGCAAGUUCAUCUGCCUGUACAACACUGGAGAUGAAGACCAAGCCAUGGUGGGGUAUGAGAUGGUGAAGACCAUUGGAAAUGCUGCAUCAACCUAUAAGUUUACACCCAAGUAUGUCCUGAAGGCUGGGCAGAAAGUCACGGGUGUCCCUCAUGCUGCUAAGAAAAACUGCUCCAUCAUGUGAUCCAACUCCACAGAGACACCUCGUCCUCCUCUGAGCCCAGCCACUCUGCUGCCAACUAUUAUAGUACUAUUUUUCUAUCUUUUUUAGUGUGUGUCUGCUAUAAACAUGGUUUUAUCCUUAUUUUUUAUUUGUCAGAAUAAUCUCACUGCUUUUUGUAUUUCUUUUUUCAUCUGAAUAACCAAAAUAAUGUAGGUAUUGUUUCUGUUGAAGRUCUAAACUUGAGAUGAAGCAGCUUAACUCAAGGACUUCAAAGAAGAAACAWGUCAUUUUUUAACUUGGGUUUUAAAGUCUUUAAAUUGUGUUUGACAGUUGUUUUAGGUAUUUAAAGCUAAAAAAAAGCUACAGGUUGAUAGUUCAGGUCAGAGCUGAUUUGCUUUUGUAUUGGCUGGAGUCCUCCCACAGUUAUAAUGGAGAAUAGUAGGAAAUAAAAAGUUAAAUUUAGCUCUGUUCUAGCAGCAGGUAAUGUAAUGAGAAAUCGUCCCAGCAGAUUGAAGCCCGAUUAGAUAAAAGCUUGAAAUUGGCAGCAUCAGGUCCGUUCCUCAGUGGUGUGAAGUAGUUUAGAAAGCAGAAAAUAGCUGUGAUUGUGUUUGAGGAAAUCAGAAGAGAAAGUUGUCUGAAAGAAUAUGACUGAAUUGUUGCCUAGUUGUGAGACAUCUGUCCUGAGACACUACAGAAAUGGACCUAAAGCAUUGGUCUAUGCAGAAUGUGUGUGUGUGGAUUUGUAUUUUUACUUUUUAUUUUUUGCAAACUCACGUGUCAAAUUUUCUUCACACUCUUUUGAGUCUUGUCAUGCAGCACAAGUYUUUCUUUAAUUUGCUAAAUAAAACAGUAGCUGAAGUGUUGAUUGUAUUAACUUUUGAUAUUUGAAGUGUUUAUUGCAACUUCUGCAUUGUGUUAUUUUAUGCAUGUAGUAGUCUGUAUUUGUAGUUGAAUGAUUAAAUGUUUUCUUGUUUUUACUUUAUUUCAAAUUUGCAAAGUAGAAAAUGGAGAAAAACAAAAGUCCAAGAAGCAACAGGAUAGAUAAUGUCAGGCAGUCGAUCUGUACUUCUGCAUUUUUUAUUGUUUAAUUUAUUCACUUUUCUCAGARGAGCAGCAAUCAGUUAUCUUUUCAGUCAGGUUUUAUUUUUACUCAACCUUAAAAAAUCAAUUUAACAUUAAAACUGAACCAUUUCAGCAACUAUAUUGACAUCUGUCUAACUUUUUUGUUAAUGUUAAAUCUUAAAACAUGUCCAAGUUCAUCCUUUAUUUCCAGUACUGACUAUGACAAAAGACUGAUUGUUACCAGUUCAUAAUGUAACAAAUGGUUUGUCCAAUGCUCCGUGCCUAGUAUUGUAAUACUUCCUCUUCAUUUAUGGGUAAUCAGUGAAAUAUGCUUUAUGAAUGAAUUGUUCACUACCUUAUUUUAAGCACAUUGUUUCAUGAAAAUGAAUAAAAUAAACCAUUUGGUAUAAAAAAAAA